AUGGGGAACACAAGGGACGAUACCCAUGUGGCUGUCUCCAGAGCGCACAGCAGAGAUGCCGAAAAUGGGUCUAGUUCGGACGAAAGUUCUCUCGCCAAACCGUCAAGAUCAUGGAAAAGCUAUGUCUGGGAUACGUUCGAACUUCCACCAAAGGAGCGCUGGCUGCUCUUUAAGGUGGAUGCUUUCGUUCUAACGUUUGCAUCUAUUGGCUACUUUUUGAAGAAUAUUGACCAAACAAAUGUUAAUAAUGCUUUCCUAAGUGGGAUGGAGGAAGAUCUAGAAAUGUAUGGCAACCAACUCGUGACAAGUACAUCUAUUUGGACAGUGGGAUACGUGAUCGGACAGAUUCCUUGCAAUCUGCUAUUGACUCGGGUCUCUCCACGAUGGGUUAUUCCAACCCUCGAGGUCGGAUGGGGUCUUGCGACAAUCUGUACAUCGACCGUGAAAAAUUACCACUCGCUCUAUGCCUUGCGUUUUCUUGUCGGCUUCUUUGAAUCAGGCUUUUAUCCCGGGAUUCAUUACAUGCUUGGAUCAUGGUACACGCCACGAGAAAUUGGCAAGCGAGCCAUGGUUUUCUGGCUAGCUGGCUCAGUUGGUUCUCUAUUCAGCGGUUUCCUUCAAGCCGCCGCAUAUACAGGCCUUGAUGGCACCCAUGGUUUCGCGGGCUGGCGCUGGCUCUUUAUUAUUGAUGGUAUUAUAACACUGCCGCUCGCAGUCGCAGGGUACGUUUUCUUCCCUAAUCUACCCCAAGGAGGCAAGAAGACGUGGUGGACCACCGAGGAAGAGCAUUUACUCUCAGUCAAAAGAAUGCAAAAUAUUGGACGCGCUGGAAAGGAAGGAUGGACAAAAGCAAAGGCAAAGAGAAUUCUUCUCAGCUGGCACACCUACCUGCUUCCUUUGCUUUACGUUGUGUGGAACAACGGAAUUCCUCAACCCGGUAUGGGAUAUUGGUUGAAAAGCUUCAACAAGCACCCUGCUCCGGUCCCAGGAACGUCCUAUACGGUCGCGCAGAUCAACAACUUGCCUCUCCCAACUACUGCCAUUCUAAUUGGUAUGGGUUUAGUCUGGGCCUGGUUAUCAGAUGGUCCCUGCCGUGGUGCCCGCUGGCCAUUCAUCUACAUUGGCGCUGUCACUACCCUGACCAUUAGUGUCCUCCUGCUCAAGAUUCCCCUGUAUACGGGCAUGAAAGGCCGAAUUGCUGUCUACUGGCUCAGCAAAAUCGGCGAAGGCGCUGGUCCUUUAAUUCUCAGCUGGAUCAAUGAGAUCUGCUCCGCCGAUACCGAAAAGCGAGCAAUGCUAGUGGCAAUGGCCAAUGACCUUGCAUACGUGGUGCAGGCAGUGGCGCCGAACUUCGUUUGGAAGACGACAGAAUUUCCUCGGGCCGCCAAGGGAUACACUUGGUCAAUUGUGCUUCAAAUCCUACUGAUUACUACCACUGCUCUCAUUCAACUCCUCUUAUGGCGUGACAAGAGGAAGGCGAGAACAGACCCGGAAUCUCAGGCUGUGGGUCCUAUGGAUGGAGCGAGUAUUGAUUCUGAGACGGUAGAUACAGAAGUAGACAGUGACGGAAAGCUUGGUGGGCGUUCUAAAGUGAACUAUGUCGGUAGUUCCUAG
Penicillium soppii is the source of this 1614-nucleotide messenger RNA. RefSeq names its product Major facilitator superfamily domain general substrate transporter. The record is from RefSeq and is a predicted model, not a curated record. Lineage: Eukaryota; Fungi; Ascomycota; Eurotiomycetes; Eurotiales; Aspergillaceae. Gene Ontology annotation, biological process: transmembrane transport. Gene Ontology annotation, molecular function: transmembrane transporter activity. Gene Ontology annotation, cellular component: membrane. The transcript has 10 exons. The coding region runs from base 1 to 1614 and encodes 537 amino acids.